Dermatophagoides farinae (American house dust mite) is the source of this 1570-nucleotide messenger RNA. Its product is annotated as mitochondrial glutathione transporter SLC25A40. The record is from RefSeq and is a predicted model, not a curated record. Gene Ontology annotation, biological process: mitochondrial transmembrane transport. NCBI's taxonomy places the organism in Eukaryota, Metazoa, Arthropoda, Arachnida, Sarcoptiformes, Pyroglyphidae. Gene Ontology annotation, cellular component: mitochondrion.
UUUUUUGUUGAUUUUCAUUUAGGUGGACAAAAAAAAAAAAAUUUUCACUCACCUCCUGUGUCCUCCUCCUAAUCAUCAUCAUCAUCAUCAUCAUCAUCAUUAUCAUCAUUGACUAACAACGUGUAUUCGUAACAUUGACAAAAUGGAUAAAACAAAAAUAAUGGAUGUAAAAAUAACACCUGUCCAGCAGAUGAUUUCAUCAUGUACCGGUUCAUUUUUAACAUCAAUUUUAGUUACACCAUUGGAUGUGGUCAAAAUACGAUUACAAGCACAGCAAAAAGAAUUUAUGAAAAAUAAAUGCUUCCUUUAUUGUAAUGGAUUAAUGGAUCAUGUUUGUUAUUGUCUAACGAAUGGCAAUGGCAAUGGAAAUGGCAAUGGCAUUAGCAACGAUUCUAAAUUUAACGGUAAACAAAAUCAAAUUAAUGGACAACAGGCUAGCAACAAACAGACAAAUUUUAAUUAUUUUCAUUCAUCAUUGAAUAAAACAACAACAAAAAAAACCAAUACACAUUGUUCAUAUCAUAGUAUAUCUACUGUUAAACAUUUGACAGACAAACAGAUUAAAGAUCUUUGGUAUCGACGUCCAAAUUAUUUCAAUGGAACCAUGGAUGGAUUGAUUAAAAUUGCACGAUAUGAAGGCAUUACAUCAUUGUGGAGUGGAUUACCACCAACUUUAAUAAUGGCCGUACCAGCAACUGUGAUGUAUUUCACCAUCUAUGAUCAGAUAUGUGAUAGACUUCGAAAAAAACUUCAAACACAACAACAACAACAACAACGAGGAGGAGGUAGUAUAGCAAAUGUUUUGAUACCCGGAUUGGCAGGUGGAUCAGCACGUAUGGUUGCCGCAACGGUAAUCUCUCCAUUAGAAAUGAUUCGUACGAAAAUGCAAUCACAAAAAUUAAGCUAUCAUGAAAUCGAUACAGCCAUACGUCAAUUGAUACGUUCGGAAGGUGUAUUUCGUUUAUGGAACGGUUUGAAUGCUACACUACUUCGUGAUGUACCAUUUUCCAUAAUUUAUUGGCUAAAUUAUGAAAAUCUAAAACGUAUAUUUGAAAUGAAAGAAUUUGAUUUUGGUUUCAGUUUUUUGGCCGGUGCAACAUCUGGUGCUAUUGCCGCAACCAUCACAUUACCAUUCGAUGUAGUCAAAACACAUAGACAAAUUGAAUUGGGUAAACAAUUGGUCAAUGAUCGUGAUACUAAAUCAAAAAAGACCAAAGAUAUUAUGAUGAAAAUCUAUAAUGAACGUGGUUAUCGUGGCCUAUUUGCUGGUAUUGUACCAAGAUUAAUAAAAGUUGCACCAGCAUGUGCCAUAAUGAUUAGUACAUAUGAAACUGGUAAGAAUUUUUUUCGACAAUAUAAUUAUUCCAAAAUGAUCGAACAACAACAACAGCAACAGCAGCAUCAAAUCAUCAAUCAAAUGGGUUAAAUCAAUUUUAAUUUUUUUUUCUUUUCACAAAAUGGACAAAAUGGAAUAAUCAAUUACUAGUCUGUUAACAAAUUUUUUUUUGUUUCUCUUCACUGUAUAUUCUAAUAUAUGUGUAUAAAUUAGAAAAUGAAAUUCUAUAUGGAA